Messenger RNA from Fonsecaea multimorphosa CBS 102226, 192 nucleotides. RefSeq lists its product as uncharacterized. The transcript has a single exon. Bases 1 to 192 code for a protein of 63 amino acids. The record is from RefSeq and is a predicted model, not a curated record. Lineage: Eukaryota; Fungi; Ascomycota; Eurotiomycetes; Chaetothyriales; Herpotrichiellaceae.
AUGUUUCCCGAGCCACCUAUUCCGGUCGAGAAACGUCGCCCUGGUGUGUGGAAGCCUCCUCCACGGUCCGUCGCCGUUGUCGACAGCGAUUGUGCGUCGGCGACUCCAGAGGCAGAGGAACGGCGGGGCUCUUUGGUUGUCGAGUUCACGAUAUUGCCUGGCAUCGGAUUGGUUAGUAUUCUUGUGUUGUAG